Molecule: messenger RNA, 3990 nt
Organism: Paramecium pentaurelia
Lineage: Eukaryota; Ciliophora; Oligohymenophorea; Peniculida; Parameciidae
Source: the annotation of a GenBank genome assembly
AUGAUUAUUUUUUUUUGCAUCAUUACUAUAAAGGCUUGCAAAGUUCCUUAUGAGUUGUAAAAUCUAUAUCCUACAAAAGGUGAAAGAUUAGAAAUAACAAUGGAUAAGUUUAUCUCAGGUAAUAAUCUAACUUAUUAUUUGUAAACACAUUAAUAAGGCAUCAUGGUUUAGAAUUUAAUCAAAGUCAAAUAAGUUUAAAAAAAUAGUAAUUUAUUAUUUUUAGAUAGAUUAUACAUUUAAAUCUGUUUUAUUUAACUACAGAACCUUCUUUAAACAUAGAUAUGAAAACAAAUGGAAAAAUGCCACUUUAAUAAUUAUAAAAAAUAAACAUUAGCUCAAACAUGGAAUGUUUUAGUAUUACAUACACAGAAUUUUAUAAUAUUAUUUUAGAUUGUUAGUAAAAUUAAACAUUAUUUCUAUUUACUUUGAAAGAUUCCUAACUUAUUUAGAUAUACACAUAAAACAGUACUACUCCUAAUUAAACUAAAAUAAGCACUAUUGUCACGAAUUAAUAAACAUAUAUUAUUUAUGGAUAAUUUUUAAUUAAAAAUAACAAAGAUUUGAGUUGGACCAUAUUGAAUUUGACGGUUUUAUAUGAACAAGAAAAAGAUUCUUUUAUAAAUACACAUAAUUUAUAAGAAAAUUCAUCUAAUUUUUUUGCUUCUUAAAGGAAUUCUACAAACUAAACAAUAUUUAUUUAAUUAUAGAGAAACAUAUUAUCAUAUGUAUUAUCAGAAGAUAAAAUGCUCAUACUGACCAAAAACAUGUCAUUCUAUUAUGAAAUUAUUAAAAUGGCUUAUUAUUACUCUUAAGAUAGAUGUUUUUACAGUGAUACAUUAGAUAUAUAGAUUUUUUAUUCUAAAUAAUAACCAAUAUUAUAAUCAAUUUCAGAAAAUUAAUAUAUCUAAAUCCUAAUUAGCAAAUAAUUCAUUGUUAUAUAUAAUAAUUGUUUAAUUAGUAUCUUGAAUAAUGAAAGAUUUAAUUAAAUAUUAUUUUAUUAAUUUAAGGCAGAAAAUAUUUAAUACUGUUAUAUACCUUGAUAAAUUCAAUGAAGAAUUAUUUAUUUUUGGUUAAGAUAUUAGAAUCUUUAAACUUGUUGUACUUUUUUUAAGUUUAGCAUCAAAUGAGAAUAAUGGCAAUUUUACAAUUCAAGGUUUAGAAGUAUAUGAUCAUUUUAAAAUAAAAUUAUGCAAAGUUUUGAUUAAUUAUACUUAUUUAAACGAAUUAGAUAGCAAUAUAUAUUUAAAAUAUUAAUAUGAAUAACAGUCAUAUUAUAAUUUAUUGUAAUUUCCUUUUGUAUAUUGGAUUACCCAUCUUUCAGGGCCUCUUGUUUAAGUGAUAGUUAAUGUAAGCAAUCCCCAAUUAGGUAAUUUUUCUGAUAAAACAUUGCUUAACGACAAUUAAUAAUUAUAAUAAAAAUAAAAGUAUUAUAUGGUAAAAGCUUUUUCUGUUAAUUUGUUUUAAGAAUGUAAAACUAAAAAUUUUAGUUGUAUUUUUGUUGUUGCUGUAAGUGCUCAAACAAUUGACAUCUAUUAGGAAGGAAAAUUAUAACCUUUUAGUUCUACAGAUAUUGGGUAAAUGAAGAUUAAUGUCACUUAAAUCGAAAUUACUUUUGUAGUUCUAAAUCGAUAAUUUUACUUUAUAAUUUGCCUAAGUUUUGGUUAAAAUAUCAUUUACAUAUAUUAAUAUGACAGUAAAUUAUUUAAAAUUAACAAUAUCAUUUUAAACACAGAACCAUUUUAAUAGUUUUAACUAUUAACUAAUGCAGUAGUCUUAUUAUUAAAUACAAAUUAAAUAGCAAUAACAACAUUUGAUAAUAAAAGUUUAAUUUUUUUUAAUUUUUAGAUUUUUUAAGAGAUUUCUAUCGAUGCAAUUAAAUUAAAUUUAAUAAAUAUAUUUAUUAAUUAAUAAUACUAAUCUAGAGUGUUAUACAUAAACAAUAAAAAUAGUUUUAUAAUAGGUUACAUUAUGGAGUAAUUUAAAUUUCUGUUAAUAUCAAUUUAACUUGUUAUUUAUGAAAUUUAAAAUCUUUAAGUUGUAAAUAGUCUCUUAAUAAUUUCUUGGAUUCCUUAGAGUGAGAAAGUUGUUAAUUUUGAUGUUUGGAAUGUUUACAAUGCGACAAACUCAAGAAAUUAAGGAAGAAUGAGAUCUAUUAAUUAUGAACUAGAUAAAAUGUAUAUUAACUACUAUUCAGAUAAUCUAUUUUAUUAUGUUUAAAUUGGUUUAAAUUUGAAUGUAUAUAAUCCAAAUUUACCUCAACAUUCAAGUCUUUAUUAAAGAAUUCUAUUUGAUGGUUUAUAUUUCACAAGUAUUGCUAUUGAUCAAUUGGCAUUUCUUUGUUUUAAUUAGAGCUUUUAUUUACUUUCACCUAUUUUAAUUCAAACUUUUUAAAAUAACACCUUACAUUAAAAUUUCUUUACAUUAUAAAUUUUUAAUCUCACAUUUUACUCAUAAUUUAAUCAUUCAAAAUCUAUUCAUGAGGGAAACAACUCAGUAACAAUAAUAUAUGAUUAUUUAUAUAUCGAUUUUAAUUAAACUCUGAUUAAUGUAAAUAAAUUUUAAUAUCAUGUUGAAAUUUUUAGAAAUAAUAUUUCAUUUUCAGGUUAAGCUUUAUAAUUCAUUAUAACUAAUAAAAGUUAAUAUGUGACUUAUAAUUUGACAAACAAUAUUGGAAAUCCUUAAAAUUAAAAUUAAAAUACUGUAUACAAUUAAAUUAUUUAAUAUAAUAAGACUUAAUUUUUCUUAAUGAAUAAUUCGGCAAUCUUAAAUUACUCUUCUAAUUAUUCUCGUAAUUUUGGUUAUUAUAAUGCAUGUUUAGCUUCAGCUACUUAGGACUUAACUAUUUAUGCUUUUUGUUAAGAUAGAUAAUCUCACUAUUAAAUAAUAAGUAUGGAUUUAUCAAAUUUACAAAAUGAUAUUAUUCCUAACCAAAUUAUAAAUUUAACAAAUUUUUCUUAUAAAUAAAAUGUUUGGAUAAGAAUAUAAAAUGAUCAACUUUAUAUUUGGGAUGGUUGUUAAACAAUAUUUCAUUAAUUCAGUCAAAUAACAGUAGUAAGGUCAAUUUAUUUGUAAAAGUACUUAAUUUGGAUUUUAGACCAUUCAAUAAUAAUUUAUGUUUAUUUUACACUAAUUCAUAAAGAUAAAUUAUUUUAUAAAUUUGUUGAUAGAUUUUCAAAAGUUAAUAAUGAAAUUGAAAACUUUAUUCUUUUAGAAAGCAUUACAUAAUAAUUUUAUUCAUUCGAAACUAUACCUAGGAUUGUUAGAAAAAAGAAAGAAAUUAUUAUUAUGAUUUCUAAUCCUAAUUUUAAUUUAGUUGUAUCAUUUCUUCUGGUAAUAAAUAAAUACAAUAUAGCAGCUAGCCAAAUACUUUUUUAAAGCAUUAUAUAAACAUCUCCGCCAUUUGAGAAACAUAAUUUUACAAUCUCAUAACUACCAUAAUAUGAUUAAGGAUUAUUAUUAUUUAUGUAUUCUAACAAAUCAGACAUUAAUAAUUAACAACAUAUGAUUAUCUAUUACAAUAUUUCAGAUUAUUCUAAUCCCAAUCACUUAACUCCACUACUUUUUCAAGGUGGAUAUAAUUUUACACUUAAUUAAACUUUGGUAAAUGAUUUUUCAUUUAUAGCUUAUAAUAAUUCAUGUGGAUAAAUAUUAAUUCUUACUAAUAAUGGCAGCACACUCUAACUCUAAUUAAAUAUAUUCUCUAUCAAAAUAAAUUUAACUGACUUAAGAAAAAACAGUACUCUAAAUUUAAAAGCUUAUAAUUUUUCCAAUUCAGGAUCUGCUGAAAUAAUUGUAAAAAAUGAAAGAUCAAAAGCAUAUUUGAAAGUAUAUCCUUUUAUAUCUUGUUUGGAAUUACAAUUAUUGUUUUAUUAACAUCUGCAUUUAUUUAUUAUAAUUAAUAAAAAGAUAAUAAAGAAGAAGAAAUUAAUUCGGAAGAUGAAUUAUGAUCAAUCAAAAUAUUAUGAUUAUUAUUAUUAUUAUUAUUAUUGA